This is a messenger RNA of Hemiscyllium ocellatum (epaulette shark), 1149 nucleotides long. Its product is annotated as probable G-protein coupled receptor 141. Gene Ontology annotation, cellular component: membrane. Gene Ontology annotation, biological process: G protein-coupled receptor signaling pathway. Bases 266 to 1135 code for a protein of 289 amino acids. Lineage: Eukaryota; Metazoa; Chordata; Chondrichthyes; Orectolobiformes; Hemiscylliidae. The record is from RefSeq and is a predicted model, not a curated record. Gene Ontology annotation, molecular function: oxysterol binding; G protein-coupled receptor activity. The transcript is spliced from 3 exons.
GAAAAGAUCUUCUAGUUUGGACUGUAACUUUACAGAAACUGGAUGCCUGAAAUGGAUGUCUGCAGUCAACACCUCAAGCAGAAAUCUUACCAGUAUGAAGAAUGUCGGUGGCUGCAAUAUGCAAUCGUUUGACUGUGGAAAGUAACGUCACCUUCAGCUGAAACUUAAGCAGACAAAAACAUUUGAUUUUAACUCAAGAAUUAAGACAUUGAGGUUGGACAACAAACUAAACUCAUCAGAUACAGAAAAGACAGAACAACCUGCAAUGUCUACUGAAGAUAUUUCCAAUUCUUCAGACAACCAAGUGAAUCACAAUUCACACGAACGGCACCAAUCUGUUUUAAUAGCAUUGUACUCUAUCAUGUUUGCGGGUGGAGUUAUUGGAGCCAGUAUUAUGUUAUGUCGAAUUCUGAAGAAUGACAAGAAUUCUAAGUCAUUUAUCAUUAUCAAUCUCUUACUAGCACAUGUGAUUUUUCUUAUAACUGUGCCAUUUCGUAUUUCUUACUAUGCAAUUAAAGAAUGGAAGUUUGGGUUAGUUUUCUGUAAGUUAGUCAGUGCUAUUAUGCACAUUCAUAUGUACUUAACCUUUGCAUUUUAUGUGAUCAUCAUUAUCACAAGACUUCUUAAUGUCUUUCAAAAGAGGAAGAAACGAGAGGCUUAUAAACCAUGGAAAGUAUUAGUGCUCAGUGUAGUUUUAUGGCUUGUGGUGACUGUGAUUAUUCUUCCAGUAUUUCUACGGAGAUAUGGUGGUAGUCUAGAAUAUGAUGAAAAUCAUUGUUUUCACUUUGAAAUUUCAUCAGAAACUGUCAAGCAAAUCAAUUACAUUUUAAUUUGCAUAACAAUAUGUACAAUUACCAUUUUGCUCAUCUGGCAGAUAGGUAUAAUGUCAAAUCUGGCUUUCAAGCAUGGCUCACAGACAUGUGCGCAUCAAAUCUUUCGUGCCCAACUAAAGACAUUAACAUUUAUACUGAUAAUGUUUGUGUUUUUUGUUCCUUAUCUUGGAUUCAGAGCAUAUUACAUCAAAGAAUCUAAGAAUUGUUCAUCAAUUAUGUAUACACUUAAUGAAGCAGGUUUAUCCAUUACAGGAAUGAGUUGUUUUGAUUUGUUAAUUUUUUGGAUAUGGUAUUCCAUUUAAAACUUUACCAAGUA